CUCAAACUCUAAUGCCCUGUGCGGUGCCUCCGCUCCACUACGCGUCGAACGUUACUACCAACCAUGUAUCGGAAACAAGUCGUCUAUCUGGACUUCGGCUCAUUCGUUUGGUGCUGAUGAUGAAGAAUUGGCAAUUAACAAACAAACCUUUGCUCGGCGGGAGAAAUCCCGCAUUGCUGCCAAACUUCGUCGUCUUAAAGAAAACCAAACCUUAAUGAGACUUCGGCUAAUCCUUCCUAUCCAGUCAUACAAAAACGAUGAGUCGGUGACACACAAGUUGGACAAUUGCAUCCAUUAUUCGGAUUCAGACGGUGCCACCACCCCUUACGAUUCGGUUGUCCGGUGCGACUCACCUUCACUCUGCACACUACCGGUUUUGAAGCAACCGCUACUGGCACCAGAAUUUGAGAAGGCAGUGACGAUCCGUUUGGCCAGCUGCGCAUUGUGUUUGUACAAUUGGCUAUACUCUCAAGAGCUCUUGG
Dicrocoelium dendriticum is the source of this 482-nucleotide messenger RNA. The record is from the annotation of a GenBank genome assembly. NCBI's taxonomy places the organism in Eukaryota, Metazoa, Platyhelminthes, Trematoda, Plagiorchiida, Dicrocoeliidae.